Molecule: messenger RNA, 843 nt
Organism: Aureococcus anophagefferens
Lineage: Eukaryota; Pelagophyceae; Pelagomonadales; Pelagomonadaceae
Exons: 1
Coding region: 1-843 (280 amino acids)
Molecular function (GO): phosphatase activity
Source: RefSeq, a predicted model, not a curated record
AUGCGGCGCCUGUCCGCGGCGUCCCUGUGCCUCCUCGCGAAGCGCAGCAUGUCGGUGGUCGUGGACGAGGCGUGCGCGCCGCGGCUGCGCCUUGCGCUCGUGAGGCACGGCGAGAGCAUGAACAACGUCCACGAGGCCGUCAGCGAGGCCGCCUACGUCGCCAACAGGCACGCGGACCCGGACCUGUCGCCCCGGGGCUACCGCCAGGCGGACGUGCUCGGCGGGUUCCUCGCGAACGCGACGCGGUCCAACUUCCUCGGCGUGCACCCCAUCGACGAGGUCUGGGUCUCGCCGCACCGGCGGACGCUGCUCACGGUCGCGCCCUUCGCCGCGGCGAGCGGGCACCGCCCGCGCGUGAACACGAAGCUCUUCGAGGCCGGCGGCGUCUACGACGCGAACGACGCCUACGACGCGUUCGCGGCCCAGGGCGGGCUCACGCGGUCGGAGAUGGCCGCGCGCCACCCGACGUACGCGCUGCCCGACGAGGUCACGGAGGACGGCUGGUACGCGCCGCCGACGCCGGGAUCGGGCAAGGAGACGGACGACGAGUGCCGCGACCGCGCGCUGGGCGUCGCCGCGGACGUCCGCGCGCGCGCCGCGGCGCUCGACCGCGACCUCAACGUCGUCGCGGUCGUCCACUACGACUUCAUCUGCGCCUUCCUGGACGCGCUCGUCGCGCCGGCCACGCGGGGGCCCUUCCUGCGCUGGAGGCACUUCAACACCGGAAUCACGGUCGUCGACGUCGACGGGGCCACGGGUGCCGCGAGCUUCGUCGCGCAGAACGCCGUCGCCCACCUCCUCGACGAGCGCGACCCGGCGCUCCUCUCCGGCUUCCCGCUCUAA